AUGUCCCACUUCGACACCCUCCAGCUCCACGCCGGUCAGGAGAUCGACUCGGCCACCAACGCCCGGGCCGUUCCGAUCUAUGCCUCGACCUCGUUUGCCUUCAACAACUCGGCCCACGGUGCCGACCUGUUCGGCCUCCGCGCCUUUGGCAACAUCUACUCGCGUCUGAUGAACCCGACCAACGACGUCUUUGAGAAGCGCAUGGCCGCGCUCGAGGGAGGUGCCGCCGCGCUCGCCACGUCGUCCGGCCAGGCCGCGCAGGGCAUGGCGGUGCUCGCGCUGUGCAACACCGGCGACAACAUCGUCUCGUCGUCGUACCUCUACGGCGGCACCCACAACGCCUGGUCCACCCUCUUCCCGCGCAUGGGCAUCACGACCAAGUUUGUGCGCUCCGAGAAGCCCGAGGACUACGCGGCGGCCAUCGACUCCAAGACCAAGGCCAUCUACAUCGAGUCGAUCGCCAACCCCAAGUACCUCGUCCACGACAUCGCCGCCAUCGCCAAGGUGGCCCACGACAACGGCAUCCCGCUCAUCGUCGACAACACGUUUGGCGCCGGCGGCUACCUCGUCCGCCCCAUCGAGCACGGCGCCGACAUUGUCGUCCACUCGGCCACCAAGUGGAUCGGCGGACACGGCACCACCAUCGGCGGUGUGAUCAUCGACGCCGGCAAGUUUGACUGGAAGGCUUCGGGCAAGUUCCCGCAGUUCACCGAGCCCUCGGCGGGCUACCACGGCCUCAAGUUCUGGGACACGUUUGGUCCCAUCACGUUUGCCAUCUACUCGCGCGUCGUCAUUCUGCGCGACCUGGGCCCGUGCCAGAACCCCUUCGGCUCGUUUAUGCUGCUCCAGGGCAUCGAGACGCUCUCGCUCCGUGUUCAGCGCCACGUCGAAAACGCCCUCGCCCUGGCGACGUGGCUCGAGGCGCACCCGCGCGUCGCCUGGGUCUCGUACCCGGGCCUCGCCUCGCACCCGUCGCACGAGGUCGCCAAGCGCUACCUCAAGCGCGGCUUCGGCGGCGUCCUCUCGUUUGGCAUCAAGGGCGACGCCGCCGUCGGCAGCGCCUUUGUCGACUCGCUCAAGCUCGCCACCAACCUGGCCAACGUCGGCGACGCAAAGACCCUCAUCAUCCACCCGGCCUCGACGACGCACCAGCAGCUGCCCGACGACGAGCAGCUCGCCUCGGGCGUCACAAAGGACCUCAUUCGCGUCUCGGUCGGCAUCGAGUGGAUCGACGACAUCAAGGCCGACUUUGAGCAGGCCUUCAAGGCCACCGAGGGCGUCACCGGCGGCGUUCCCGCCGGCCAGACGGCCGUCCCCGGCCUCAGUGGCGCCGCCUAG
Messenger RNA from Pseudozyma flocculosa PF-1, 1338 nucleotides. RefSeq lists its product as uncharacterized. NCBI's taxonomy places the organism in Eukaryota, Fungi, Basidiomycota, Ustilaginomycetes, Ustilaginales, Ustilaginaceae. Gene Ontology annotation, molecular function: transferase activity, transferring alkyl or aryl (other than methyl) groups; pyridoxal phosphate binding. Gene Ontology annotation, biological process: transsulfuration. The transcript has 3 exons. Bases 1 to 1338 code for a protein of 445 amino acids. The record is from RefSeq and is a predicted model, not a curated record.